Stegastes partitus (bicolor damselfish) is the source of this 1045-nucleotide messenger RNA. RefSeq names its product L antigen family member 3 (gene lage3). The coding region runs from base 57 to 347 and encodes 96 amino acids. Lineage: Eukaryota; Metazoa; Chordata; Actinopteri; Pomacentridae. The record is from RefSeq and is a predicted model, not a curated record. The transcript has 3 exons. Gene Ontology annotation, cellular component: EKC/KEOPS complex.
ACGAAGAAGAACUUUCUUCUUCUUCUCCUUCUUCUUCGGCAGCAGCAGAAGCCGCGAUGGAGACGGACGGAGAAACAAACCAGGAAAGCGGUAAACUGGAGUUCUCUCUGGACGUUCCCUUCCCGUCGGCCCGUGAAGCCUCCAUCGCUCUGCGCUCGCUGUCGCCGGACCGCGAGCCGAGGAAAGGCGGCAUCACCAAACAUCUGACGGUGGCAGGAAGCACUCUGUCUGUGAGGUGGAGCGCCGACGAGGCUCGAAUCCUGCGCGUGUCGGUGAACUCCUUCCUGGACCAUCUGAAGCUCGUCCUCGAGACCAUGGAGAUGUUUGGGCCUCCGGUCGACCUGUGAAGCUCCACAGGAGACGUCUUCAUUCAUCUCCGGACUCGGGGCGACAUUUGGAGGAAACUGUUUGAGGAACUCUGAGCAGCUUCAGCUCUGAACCGGAUCGUUCAAGUGGAGCUGAACCCAGGUUGUUGCUCUAUGGCUGGAUUUUAUUUAAAACCUCCUGACGCGCUUCCAAACACAUUAAGAAACUUUGUUUAGAAUAACUUUAUGUGUCUGACGACGUUUCUCUGAAAAACGCUUCUCAAGAGUCUGUGAAUAUCGACGACAUCGACCUAAAGUCCAUAAUUUAACCGUCAUGUUUCCGUCAGUCACACAAACACUGUUGAACGAACUCAGCUGUUCAUAAAUCAGACGUUUGAGCUUCACAGUGAACAGAACAUCUUUGGAUCUGGACCCCGAGGGACAAAAAUGUUCAUAGUUUUGGUUCAUUUUUCAGUCAAACUGAAUCAAACUGAACUCUGAUUGGAUGUUUUUACGUCACAUUCACGUGUUGAAACACAAAGUUAAACUGCAGGAUGGUUUAGUUGCUGCUUCGCUGUCCAAGGACGGAAAUAAACGAACGAGGAGGAAACUAAUAUGAGUAUUUAUAACAAAUGAGAAAAAAGAAAACUGUAAAAUAAUGUCGACACAGAAUUCAUUCAUUGACUGUAUUUUUUGUAUUUUAUGUUUUCCAAAUAAAAAGAAAAAUCUGAGAAAAUAAA